Molecule: messenger RNA, 12292 nt
Organism: Hypomesus transpacificus
Lineage: Eukaryota; Metazoa; Chordata; Actinopteri; Osmeriformes; Osmeridae
Gene: prx
Product: periaxin
Exons: 7
Coding region: 472-11145 (3557 amino acids)
Biological process (GO): regulation of RNA splicing
Cellular component (GO): nucleus; cytoplasm
Molecular function (GO): protein binding
Source: RefSeq, a predicted model, not a curated record
CCAGAUCUGUACUGAGGUCUCUGAGAGGGAGCUAGCUGGCUGAGAGAGGGAAUAGGAGAGAGAGAGUGAGUGAGAGAGAAGCGAAUAGAGAGAAAGAUAACAAGGGACUUUGAGAGUUUGAGCGAGAGCAUUGUGUGGUCAAAGCCGGGGGACAUCUGUCAUCUUGACUGAGGACCAAGGGAGGAGGCGAGCAGAGAGUGUGACCAAGACUCUGAUAGAGAAGAGGACAGCCAUGCUUCCACCCAGCCCAGAGAGCCAGCCGUAAGAGACAAGAGACGGCCACCCCCCUCAGACAGGCCCCCCGGUGCCCCCGGUGCCCCCCAGACCAGCCCCCACCACAGCGCCUCCUGCGAAGACCAAGAGAGCCCCGAAAGGGUGGUCCAGAAGGAGAAGCUCCAUGCAGAGCUGAAGCAGGUGCUCAGCCUUAAGAGAAGCCACCUGAGUGAUCCGUGUUCCCUGGCCCAGCCUGAGAUGGACACAUCUGUGGAAACCCAGAUGGUGGAGGAGAGCGGUGCUGCCUUGGAGCAGCUGGUGGAGGUGGUGGUGGAGACGGAGGCGGAGGCCGGCGCGAGCGGCUACAGUGUGACGGGAGGAGGAACCAGAGGCAUCUUCAUAAAGGAUGUACUGAAAGACUCACCAGCAGCCAAGCAUCUCAGCCUUCAGCAAGGAGACCAGCUGCUGAGCGCUAGGGUUUACUUUGACAAUGUGAAGUAUGAGGACGCCCUGAAGAUCCUGCAGUGUGCUGAGCCUUACAAGGUCUCCUUCCUGCUGAAGAGAACCAUACCUGGGGCCGAUGUCACCGCCCACCCAGAAGGCACCAAUGUCGAGCUCAAAGGACCCAAGGUCAAGAUGCCCAAAAUGAGCGUCAAGAGCAUCAAACCUUUCAAGGUGAAGAAGAAGAGAGGAGGACGGUUUGGGUUGAAGAGGCUUAAGGAGAAGAAAGGAAGGGCAGGGGAGGUGGAGGUGGAGGGGUCUGCCCCCCGCCAUGUUGACAUAGAGUUCGCCCUGCCUAAGUUCAAACCCCAACGAGACGAGAAGGAGAGUGCGGAGGGAGCAGGUGAGCUCGGAGGAGGGGCAGCCAUGAUGAGGAAGAAGAAGAUCAGGUUUCCUCGGAUGAGAGUGAAGGGUUCUGCUGCGGCAAGUGGGGGAGUAGAGACCUCGCAGCUGGAGGGAACAGCUGACUUCGCCUCGUCUGAGGUCUCUGGAGCCAAAGUCAAGGCCAAAGGAAAAGGCCACAGGUUUGGAAUUAACUUCCCCAAAACCAAAAAGAUUAAAUCAGAACCCGGCAUGGCAGAGGGAUCCCUGGAUCUGAAAAUGCCUGAAGCCAAAAUCAAGCCACCCUCAGUCGAGUUUGGCUUCUCGUCUGGAAAUAAGGAUGUCGACCUGCCUAAACUGGAGGUGAAGGGGAAGGAAGGCAUCACGUUUCAACCCCCUGAGGUUGAGUUCUCACUCCCCUCUGGGAAAGCAGAUGUCUCUCUGCCCAGCAUUGAAUGCAAAGGAGCAGUGAAGGGUCAGAAGAUUAAUGUCAAAGGAGACAGUGAGGAUAUUAAAUUAAGGAUGCCAAAACUGAAAUUACCUAAAGUCAGGCUUUCGCGUAUUUCUGAUGAGACUGACGGAGACAUGAAAAUAAAAGCUGAAGGUCCAGAGAAGAAAGGUGGGGUGAAAAUGCCCGCAAUUGAUAUAACAACUCCUACAGUAGAUGUGGACUUUGCUCUGCCCAAAGGGAAAGGAGGGGUCGAGGGUGAGCUAAGGGCCCCUGAAGGAAAGCUGAAACACGGGGAGGGCAUGAAGGGUGGCAUAGAUGUCUCUUUACCUCAGGUGGGCUUCACAGGCCCUAAAAUAGAGGGAACUGAGGCAUCCGGGAAAGGUCCCAAGUUCAAAGUUCCAUCUGUGGACAUGUCCCUCCCGAAAGGUUCAGCGGAGGUCUCAAUGCCUGAUUAUGAGACGAAGGAGUAUUCUGGCCUUAAAAUGCCUGCUAUCGACAUAGACGCACCUAAUGUGGAUCUGGAGCUGGACACCGGAAUUAAGGUGUCAGAUGAAGUUGAAGGACCUAGUUUCAAAGGGCCAAGUAUCACCAUGCCCGAAGUAAACAUCUCCUUACCAAAGAUAGGGUCCCCAGAUGUGGAAUUUGAGGGACCGGAGAUAGGAAGGAAAAUGGACCUACCGAGUGUUGACAUCUCCUUCCCCAAGAUGAAAGCGGGAGAGACUGAUGUUGAUAUGAAGGAGUUUGUAGGUGGAGAGGGAAAGUUCAAAAUGCCCAACUUUGAUUUUAGUCUUCCCAAGAUCAAAUCACCAGAAGGGGGUGUGGAGUUGGAAGGACCCGAAGUCAAAGGGGGGUUCCACAUGCCCAAAGUAGACCUUUCAUUUCCCAAAGGUAAAACUGGAGCUGAUGUAGACAUUAAAGGUCACAACGGCAAAGGAGGAGGCAAGUUCAAAAUGCCCUCGUUUGAUGUUUCGCUCCCAAGUCUGAAGGCAUCCGGAGGGGAUGUCAAUGUGAAAGGAGCGGAUGUUGGGGGAGGAAAGUUUGACAUGUCGUUACCGAACACAGAGGGAGAAAUUGAUAUUGAAGGACCCUCAGGGAAAGGUGGUAAAUUUAAAAUGCCCACAUCUGACAUAUCUAUGCCUAAAGGGAGAGUUGAGGGGGACAUGGACGUGGACAGACAUUCUGGACAAGGAGGGGGGAGGUUCAAAAUGCCCUCAUUGGAUGUGUCUCUACCUAGCAUGAAAUCCACAGGGGGUGAGGUCGACAUAGAAGGACCUGAGGUGAAGGGAGGAACAUUUGAGAUGCCCAGUAUAGACUUUUCACUGCCUAAAGGUAAAUCCAAGGGAGAUUACAACAUUGAAGGACAUUCUGGAAAAGGAGGGAAGUUUACAAUGCCAUCCUUAGAUAUUUCGCUUCCCAAAAUGAAACUCCCAGAGGGGAAUGUUGACUUUGAGGGCCAAAAUAUCAAAGGGGGCAAGAUCAAUAUGCCUGCAGUAGGUGUAGCCUGUCACACAGGAAAGGUUGAGGGUGACAUAAAUAUAGUGUCAGAUACAGGAAAAGGGGGCAAGUUUAACAUGCCCUCCCUUGAUGUAUCUUUACCUAAAAUGAAGUUACCUGGGGGGGAGGGGAAAAUGGAAGGCCCUAAAACAAAGGGAGGCAAGUUUGAGAUGCCCUCAAUUGAUAUUUCUCUUCCGAAAGGAAACGUUGAAGGAGAUAUUGAAGGACCUUCUGGGAAAGGAGGAAAGUUUAAAAUGCCCACAUUUGAUGUGUCUCUACCCAAGAUUAAGUCAAAAGAUGGAGAGGUCAACAUUCAAGGACCUGAGGUUAAAGGAGGCACGUUUGAGAUGCCCUCAAUUGACAUUUCUCUUCCAAAAGGAAAGGUAGAAGGAGACAUUGACUUUGAAGGAACUUCUGGAAAAGGAGGAAAGUUUAAAAUGCCCACAUUUGAUGUGUCUCUACCAAAGAUGAAACUCCCUGAGGGUGAGGUCAACAUUGAAGGACCUGAGGUGAAGGGAGGGAAGUUCCACAUGCCCUCGGUUGACCUUUCACUGCCCAAAGGAAAAGUAGAGGGUGACAUCAAUGUUGAAGGAACGUCUGGAAAAGGAAGCAAGUUUGACAUGCCUUCACUAGAUAUCUCUUUUCCCAAAGUCAAGUUACCAGAGAGUGAGGUCAAGGUUGAAGGCCCUAAAGCGAGAGGAGGAAAAAUCGAGCUGCCCACAAUUGAUUUAUCACUUCCAAAAGGAAAAGCGGAGGGGGAAAUAAACAUUGAAGGAAAAGGCAAAAAAGGAGGAAAGUUCAAGUUGCCCACUUUUGACAUCUCUCUCCCAAAGAUGAAGUCAAAGGAGAUACACAUCAAGGGUCCUGAAAUCAAAGGUGGCAAGUUAGAAAAGCCCUCUGUUGAUAUUUAUUUGCCCAAAGGGAAAGUUGAUGGAGACAUCAAUUUGGGAGGAGAUGCAGGAAAAGGAGCAGGUGGGAAACUCAACAUGCCUUCGCUGGAUGUCUCACUUCCUAAAGUCAAGUCACCAGAGGUUGAUGUGAGUCUUGAAGGAGCUGAAGUAAAAGGUGGAAAAUUCAAAAUGCCAACUUUGGACGUUUCACUUCCAAAGAUGAAGACCAAAGAUGGGGACGUCAACAUCGAAGGCCCAGAGGUCAAGGGAGGCAAGUUUCAUCUCCCCUCUGUAGAUUUUUUGCUUCCCAAGGCAAAGAGUGACAUAUCUCUUCCCAAAAUGAAGACAGCGGAAGGUGAGGUCAACAUUGAAGGUCCCGAGAUAAAGGGAGGGACGGUUAACAUGCCAUCACUAGAUAUAUCACUUCCUAAAGUUGAGUUACCAGAAGGAAAGGUCAAGGUGGAAGGACCUGACACCAGGGGAGGAAAGUUCAAAAUGCCCUCAAUUGAUAUAUCUCUUCCAAAAGGCAAAGUGGAGGGAGACAUUGACCUUGAAGGACCUUCUGGAAAAGGAGGAAAGUUUAAAAUGCCCACGUUUGAUGUGUCUCUAUUAAAGGUGAAACUCCCUGAGGGUGAAGUCAACAUUGAAGGACCGGAGGUGAAGGGAGGGAAGUUCCACAUGCCCUCAGUUGACCUUUCACUGCCCAAAGGAAAAGGUGAUAUUGAGAUCGAAGGACCACCUGGAAAAGCAGGAAAAUUUCACAUGCCCACAUUUGACGUAACGCUACCAAAAAUUAAGUCAAAAGAAGUUGACAUUAAUGUUGAAGGCCCCGACAUCAAAGGAGGAAAAUUUCACAUUCCUUCAAUUGACCUUUCAAUGCCUAAAGGAAAAAUGGAGGGUAACAUUGAUGUUGAAGGACCCUCUGGAAAAGUGGGCAAGUUUCACAUGCCCAAACUGGAUGUUUCUUUACCAAAGAUGACAUUUCCUGAGGGAGAUGUCAAAGUAGAAUGCCCAGACGUGAAAGGUGGCAAAAUCCACAUGCCCACUGUAGACAUAUCUCUCCCCAGAGGAAAACCAGAGGGAGAGAUGGACAUUGAAGGACAUGGUGGCAAAGGAGGCAAGUUCCACAUGCCCUCCAUAGAUAUAUCUCUUCCCAAAGUCAAGUCACCAGAAGGUGAAGUCAAGAUCGAAGGCCCAGAUACCAAAGGAGGGAGGUUUAUGAUGCCCUCCAUCAACUUCUCUCUUCCGAAGGGAAAGGCUGAGGGGGGAGUUGACAUUGAAGCACCAUCUGGAAAAGGAGGAAAGUUUAAAAUACCCACAUUUGAUGUGUCUCUACCCAAGAUGAAGUCCAAAGAAGGUGAGGUUAAAAUUGAAGGGUCUGAGGUUAAAAUUGAAGGGUCUGAGCUGAAAGGAGGUAAGUUUGAGAUGCCUUCAAUUGACAUUUCCCUUCCGAAAGGAAAAGCUAAUGUUGAUAUUGAAGGUCCAGAAGCUAAAGGAGCUAAAUUCCACAUGCCCACAGUGGACUUGUCUUUUCCCAAAGGAAAAACCGAUGUGGAAAUUGAAGGACAUUCUGGCAAAGGUGGAAAGUUUAGCAUGCCUACAUUUGACAUCUCACUACCAAAGGCUACACCUAAAAAAGCUGAGGUCAACAUUGAAGGACCUGAGAUUAACUGUGGCAAGUUUCACAUGCCCUCAAUAGAUAUUUCUCUUCCUAAGGGAAAAGUUGAGGAUGACGUUGACUUGGAAAGGCCUUCUGCAAAAGGAGGCAAGUUCCACAUGCCGAAAUUUGAUAUAGCUCUACCUAAAGUCAAGUUACCAGAGGGCAAAGUCAAGAUAGAAGGCCCAGAAGUCAAAGGAGGCAAUGUUGAAAUGCCCUCGAUUGAUCUUUCACUGCCUAAAGCUAAAGUUGAAGGUGACAUCAACAUUAGAGGAGACACAGGAGCAAAAGGGAAUUUCAACAUGCCCUCGCUGGAUAUCUCACUUCCUAAAGUCAAGUCACCAGAGGUUGAGGUGAAUCUUGAAGGACCUGAAGCAAAAGGAGGAAAAUUCAAAAUGCCAACUUUGGAUAUUUCACUCCCAAAGAUGAAGACCAAAGAUGGGGAGGUCAACAUCGAAGGCCCAGAGGUCAAGGGAGGCAAAUUCCAUCUCCCUUCUGUAGAUCUUUCGCUUCCAAAAGCAAAGGGUGACUUAUCUCUUCCCAAAAUUAAGACACCAGAGGGUGAGGUCAACAUUGAAGGUCCCGAGAUAAAAGGAGGAAAGUGUGAAAUGCCAAAAAUAAAUAUUUAUCUUCCUAAAGGCAAAGCUGAGGGUGGAAUUGAGAUUGAAGGACCUUCUGGAAAAGGAGGCAAGUUCCAUAUACCUACACUAGAUGUCUCAAAACCAAAGUUGAAAGAGGGUGAGGUCAACAUUAAAGGCCCUGAGAUCAAGGGGGGUACGUUUGAAAUGCCUACGAUAGACUUCUCACUUCCCAAGAAGAAAGGGCAGGCUGAGAUGGAGGUGGAUGUUGAUUCCACUGGGAAAAAAGGCGGCAAGGGACUACACUUCCCAACAGUUGACAUAAAAGUACCAAAGUUUGACAUUGAUCUGAGCCUUCCGUCUGGCGGUAAAGAUGCCACACUGAAAAGGGACAUAAGUGGCCCUGAUGCUUCUGGUGGUAUUGAUAUGCCUGAUGUCAAUCUAAAGAUGCCAUCCAUGCAAAAGUUUGGACUUAAAGGAGAUGUAAACCUACCAAAGGUGAAAGAUCAGGGCCUGGAUGUGGAGGCAAGCGGAGAAUCUACAGGGGGUGCCAUCAAGCUGCCUACAGUCAAACUGCCAACGGUCGAUAUAUCUGCUCCAAAAGUGGACCUGGGUUUCAGCCUGUCCAAACAUAAAGGGGAUAAUCGGGAAGAACUAGAGCUCCUUAAAGCUGAGGGAGGGCGGCCAUCUUCUGGGGCUAGCUUUGAGAUGCCUGACGUUUCCCUUAAAAUACCCAAGUUCUCUAUGCCAAAAUUUGGAGGAAAGUCCAAAAGUGAUGUAGAACUGAGUGGACAUGUCCCAGAGGGAGAUAUGAAACUCAGCCCACCAAAGGUAGAGGUGGAGGGCAGGAUGCCAUCAGCUGAACUAGACAGUUCAACUAGUCAGGGGAAGGUGAAAAUAAAGGUUAAAAAGCCCAAAAAGAUGUUUGGAAUGACAAAGAAAGAUGCAGACCUUUCUGUGUCUGGCCCUGAGGUGGAUAUCAAGGUCAAGAAAGGAAAAGUGGACCUUCCCAAGCCAGAGGUGAAUGUGGAAGCCCCUGAGGUAAAAUCGAAAUACAAACUAAAAUUCCCUAAAUUUAAAAUGUCAUCUCCCAAAGCUAAAGUAGAUGGAGGAGAGAUAGAUGCCUCGCUGGAAGGCGGGGCAGAUGGAAAAGCAGGCUUCCAUGCUCCUGAUGUCACCAUGAAAAUGCCCAAGUUCUCCAUGCCUGGAUUUGGUUCAAGGGAGGCUGGUGUUGAUGGCCACAGCCGUGACUUUGAUGGCAAGGGCAAGUUAAAGAUGCCCUCAGUAGGGAUAUCCCUGCCAUCUGCCAAGACUUCAGAGAGAGAGGUGUUGCUACCUAAAGCAGAGGUGGAUGUGUCUGAAGACGAUAUCAGAGGCUAUGAAGGAAAUCUGAAAAUUCCUAAGAUGCCGUCAAUAGACAUAUCAGUUCCGGACAUAGAUCUGGAUGUGUCUCUUCCCAAAGUGAAGCAUGACAGCAAAAUUGAGGGACAAGGAGGAACAUUCAAAAUGCCCAAGAUUAAAAUGCCUGAUGUCGACCUGUCUUUACCCAAAGGAAAAACUAGUAAUGUUGAUGCAGGGAUAGAAAUUGAAAGUGAUGGUGGAAAAUUCAAGAUGCCCCAUAUCAAAAUGCCUGAUAUUGAUUUAUCGUUGCCCAAAGGAAAAGGUGGAAAGAUCGAAGCGCCAGAUACAGACGUUAAAGGAGAAGGGGGAAGACUCAAAAUGCCAACAGUUAACUUAUCGCUUCCUAAGGGAAAAUCUGGGGAUAUCGAUGAAGAGAUAGAGCUGGAGGGUAAGGGAGGGAAAUUCAAGCUGCCACAUGUGAAAAUACCACACCUGGACAUAGCUCUGCCAAAAGGAAAGCAUGGUGAGAUUGAAGGUCCAGAGGUGGAAAUUGAAGGAAAAGACGGAACAUUCAAGAUGCCUCAUGUGAAGAUGCCUACAGUUGAUUUAUCACUUCCUAAAGGAAAAACUGGAGAAAUUGAAGGUCAAGAGAUUGAAGUAGAUAGUGGAAGAUUCAAAAUGCCUGGAAUCAAACUGCCAAAUGUUGACAGAUCUCUUCCUAAAGGAAAAACUGGAGAUGUUGACGUUAAAAUGGAGAUGGAGGGUAAAGGAGGGAAAUUCAAGAUGCCUCAUGUAAAAAUGCCAAAUGUUGAUAUUUCUUUGCCCAGAGGAAAAGCUGGGGAAAUAGAAGGCCCAGAGAUAGAAAUUGAAGGAAAAGGAGGCAAAUUCAAGCUGCCUCAUGUGAAAAUGCCACAUGUGGAUAUUUCUUUGCCUAAAGGAAAGCAUGGUGAGAUUGAAGGUCCAAAGAUUGAAAUUGAAGGAGAGCCUGGGAAAUAUAAAACACCUGGAUUAAAACUUCCAAAUAUAGAUAUAUCUCUUCCAAAAGGAAAAUCUGGAGACGUUGAUGCAGAUAUGGAGAUAGAGAGGAAAGGUCAUUUCAAUAUGCCUAAUGUGAAAAUGCCAAAUGUUGAUUUUUCUCUGCCUCGAGGACAAACUGGGGGCAUUGAACGCCCUGAGAUGAAAAUUGAAGGAAAAGGAGGAAAAUUCAAGAUACCUCAUGUCAAAAUGCCUGCAGUUGAUUUUUCACUUUCUAAAGGAAAUGCUGCUGAGAUUGAAGGUCCAGAAAUGGAAAUUGAGGGAGAUGGUGGAAAGUUCAAAAUGCCUGAAAUCAAACUUCCAAAUGUAGACAUUUCUCUUCCUAAAGGAAAUUCUGGAGAUGUUGAUGCAGAGAUUGAGAUGGAGGGUAAGGGAGGGAAAUUCGAGAUGCCUCAUGUGAAAAUGCCAACUGUCGAUAUCUCUCUACAGAAAGGGAAAACAGCAGACAGGCCAGAUAUGCAGGCGAGAGGAGAAGGUGGUACAUGUAAAAUGCCAGUUGCAGUUGACAUAUCCCUCCCUAAAGGGAAAUCUGGAAUUAUCAGUUCGCCUGAGUUGGAAACAGAGGGAGAUGGUGGGCGAUUUAAAAUGCCUGGUUUCAAGCUACCCACGACGGAUGUUUCAAUAUCGAAGGACAAGUCAAGUAAAUAUGAUUCAGAUAUCAAACAACCAAGUAUUAAGGGAGAGGGGAGCAUUACAGUGCCAAAGAUCAUGACCCCAGAUCUUGACUUGGAAGGGAGUGUUGGGGAACCCAAAUAUGGAGAUGAGGCCCAUGUGGAAACGCCAGAUGACCAUGCAGAACGAGAACACAGGGGCCUGAAACUGAAGAUGCCAGUGUUGGACAUUGCAGGUCUAAAAGGAGGUGUAGAGCUGGAUUUAGGCUUGCACAGAGGAGAAGGAAAAAAGAACAGAAAGAGAAUAGAGCUGCCUGACUUGGAACUCAGCACCCCUGCUGCCAGCGGCAAAGUCAAAGGUCCCAAAAUGAAAGGCUCAAAAUUCAAAAUCGGCAUGCCAAAGAUGAAGAAUAUCGACCCGGUAGUAGACGUGCCUGUAAAGAAACCUGGGAAAGAAAAUGAAGGGAUCAGUGGCCAAUUCAAAAUCAAAAAGACCAAGCUGAAAGGUGUCAUUCCUGAGGCAGAAGUCAGUGGCUCAGUACUACCAAAUAUCUCCCUACCCGAUGCAACUUUCACAGGUCCCAAUGUCUCCCCCGGCCACAUUGAGGGCCCAGAUGUCAAUGCCAAAAUCAAACACACGGAUGUUGAAAUCUCAGGUCCUUCAAAAUCAGGACAAGGAGGGGCCUGGGUCGACAAUGAAUGCCAAGACGGUAAAGGGAAUAUUAAGAUUCAGAUGCCAAAGGUCACUUUGCCCACAAUGGGCAUGAAGACCAAAUCAGGCCAAGCUGAGGCUGCAAGUCCAGAGUCAAAAAACAGCUUCUCACUACCAACUGCACCGCAGGUUCCUAGGAUACCAGAGAUAGACUUUGAUAUUGGAUCUUUCCAGGAUGACGAUGAGCAGAAAGAUAUGGCAAAGGGCAAGAAGAUCAAAAUACCCAAAUUUGGAGUGCCUUUGCCCUCUAUCUCCUCUCCUGAAGGCAGGCUACAUAUGUACGGGCCAGAUGUUGAGUAUGAAGGUCCUAAAAUCCCCAAAGUCAAGAAGGCUGUGUUUGUCUUGGUGAACCCCCAAGCAGACCAGUCUAUGUCCACUAGUUUCUCUGGGGCUGAGGCUCAGGUGGAGACGGGAGAGGCCAAAAUCACGAUGCCCCAAAUCAAAAUCAAGCAAAGCUAUGGAAAGUUGGGAUUGGACAAUGAAGCAGCUCUGAGCACAGAGGGAGAUGCAGAAGGAGAAGAGAAGUCCAAAGGAGCGAAGAUCAAAAUGCCCAAAGUUUCCUUCUCUCAUGGAAAGACAGAUUCAUUUGUCAAAGAUGAGGGCUCAAGUUCAGGCUUCAAUGGUGAGGAAGCCCCUUCCUUCCACAAUGGAUCCAAGGACGUUAAAGCCAAACCAGUAAAAAUCAAGCUCCCGAAAGUCGAGUUCACUUCCCCAUAUUCAAAGACAGGAAGUGAACAGGAGGUUGCAGAGAUGAGCGCCAGGCUGGUGACAGAGCCCUCGGGAGGAGAUGCAGAGAGCAAGGGUGUGAAAGACAAGUCGGGAAAGAUGAGCUUCCCUAGGUUUAAGAUGACGACUGAGACAAGAGUGGAGGAGGAAGAAAGGGGCAACGUGGUGUGGUCAUUGGCCCGGACAGAGAUGCUGGAGCGGGAAAACUCAGAGUCCCCUACUGGACUCACCUUCGGAGGGCCCUCCUGUUCUUUGCAGGUGGAGGCCCAAAGUGAAGAGAUGGAGCCCGAAGUGACAAAAAGCUCCACCUGUUUCAAGGUACCCAAGUUCCACCUCAAGCCUCACUCUACAGGAUUCCUUGACAUCACUCCUGAGGGUUCUCCUAAGGCGAGCAGAACCUCGCUGCAGGUCGAGGGUCUGGAAGGGGAGACAGCUGGAACGUUCCGUCUGCAGACAUCUGGGAUUGGGUUUUCCACCCAGGAGGUGUCUGAGGAACAUCACAUGACCACGUCAAGUGAAGGAACCGUCACAAUGGUGACCAAGACCACCAAGCACACAGUUACAGAGACCAGUAAGGGGGGAAGCCACACCACAGUGAAACAGUACCAGUACUAAACACAUACACCACUCAUUUGCAGUAGCUGCAACCACAGAAGUUUGAGAAGAUCAAUGUUUUAUCCCUCUUUCUUUUUUUCAUUUUACAUGUGACCAUUGUUUUUGUAAUUGUUCCUCCCUUUGUUGGUAAUAGAGAGUUGAAUCUUUGAUGAUGGUUUUACUGGCUUCAAUCUGAAUGUAAUCAUCAUUGUCAAUUUAUUAUUUAUUGUUGUUUAUAACUGCUAGGUCUCAUAAAAGUAGUUAUGAGAAUAAUUUCACAUUCAUUAUUCAUAUUCACGGUGGUUCCCUAAGAUCUAUUUACACCAAAGAAAUAUUUAUGUAAAUACAUUUAUAUUGUGGCUUAUUACAUCUGUAGCCCUCCUUGAAACUAUGUAAUUAUUUUCAUAUUAGCACCCAUAGGAAUAGAAAGGAUUUCUGUUUGGUGAUCUGUGUCUAUUUUCUGCUAGGCUUGAAUGAUGAAGUGAGGUUGAAGAUUUAACUAUUAACUUUUUCUCUGCUUGUUUUUAUUUCUGUUCAUUAUAUACGUCUUUUUUUAAUUUAUCACAAUCCACAAUUAAUUGAACAGCCACAUGUUGUCAGCUGCUGCAAUGUCAGAUGCCAAACCUUACAGUAGAGUCUAUCACCUCACAUUAUGUAAAGCCAUGGUCUACAAAAACUGAGCACGUUCACUUUUAUAAAAGGGUUUGAUUGUUUCAAAAAUAGAUGCAAAGAAAAAAAAAUCAGACAAGAACAGAUACUGUGUUCUUUACGCUUAACACACACAUCUAAUUUGUGAGCUCUUAUUUAGUUUUUUUGUUCUUUUGAUGGGUUGAAUUGAGUAUUAAACUGUUAUGUUUCCAAAAUCAUCUGUCAAGUCAAAACAAGUUUACAGUUUUCAUUAACAAUAUUGACAUAUAACCGUAGAGUACAGAGAGUAGGCCUAUAUUACAGAACUAGAAUGAGGGCACACCCACAGCACAAUCAGAUGCACGCAGUGUAACAGUAUAUAUAUAUAUAUGUAUAGAGAGAUUUUUUAUGAAAAAAACCUUUCUGGAUUAGCCUCUUUCAAAUCUUUCUUUUUCAGCGCAUUAGGCUUCACCAGCGGCAAUAGAGAAAAUGUUGUUAAAUUGAUCAUAUUAAUAAACUGCUUAUUCAUAAGAAAACGUAA